This is a messenger RNA of Phytophthora sojae, 384 nucleotides long. RefSeq lists its product as hypothetical. The record is from RefSeq and is a predicted model, not a curated record. The annotation marks the transcript as partial. The transcript has 2 exons. NCBI's taxonomy places the organism in Eukaryota, Oomycota, Peronosporomycetes, Peronosporales, Peronosporaceae.
UUUGCCGAAGCCUGGAAGGCUCUUCGUCGCGCUGGGUGGACGUCACGACCGCCACGUGGCCGAGGGAAUCUGGAUAAUCGCUAUCGCUAUGUUCGUCCUGGUAGAAAUCCGGACGGGGUCGAGGGCGGCGAUUACGUUCUGGGUGAAGUGGUUCUGGUGGAACACUACAAUAUGACUGUGACUGGUGGCGAGAUCGACUCUGGUAACAUCACGAUAGAUGAACCUAUGGAUGGCGGCAGAACAGCCUUCAAACAGGAGUUGCUACUGCGAGCUCAAAUGUCUGCUGACAAAAUUGUGGGGGCGAACGUUGUUUUCUCGCCGGCUGAUGAAGACUGGAUGCUUCGCAAAAACUAUCGCGAGGUAGGUGCGGCUUUUUUCGUCGGC